AUGAACGACCAAAAGGGUGACACAAAAAAUAGUCAAAAAGUUGAUCAAAAGGAUGAGAACAAAGCUGAUAAUAAGAAUGACCAGAAAGCUGAACAGAAAGAUGAACAAAAGGAUGAGCAAAAGACAGAGGAAAAUAAAAAUCUUGAUUUUGAACAAAUGAAAGCCAGGGCCCCAAAGCUUUUGGCUGAUAUGAUACAGAUGCUUAUCACAUGGCAGAAAAUGGGCUUCCAUGUCCCACGAGGUGUCAAGAACAUAUUUGAGUUUACAUGGGAUGAACUCAUAGUGACAUUGCCAAGGAAAUCUUUCACUGGUUUACAUUGUCCAGUUGUCAAAUUACUCCCCUUUGAUGAGGCUGAUCAGUCCUCCUCAACUACAUUAAGAAUGCAAAAGGUGGGCACAAUACCUUCAGGGAAGACGUCUAAUUAUAUGACUUCAUUUGAAAAUCAGUCGAUGCUCAUGAAAUUCCAAAAGCGGUCCAUCCAUCUCCUGACGGAACUUCUGAAGAUAAAGAUGAAAAUAAUGAUUGAUGCUGUUGCUGGUCCCAGCCCUGAAGAGAGUGCAAAACGAUUCCUGGAAAGUGGUCAACAGCUAAGCCCCAAAUCCCGGGAAGAGGCAGCAGAAUUUUUGAAAGAACCCAGGAGGAAAGGUCGUAGUGUGGCCCCAGCAGUGCCAGCAGUUCCUGUAACUUCCACCACCCAACUCAUUCAGCAAAUGUCAUUGUCCUGUCUUUGCUUUUCAUUAACAUUCAAAGAAGUCAAACAGCAAAAGAGCUCAUGUGGUGGCAGCAGCACUGGUCAAGACAAAGAAUCACUUUUAUGUGACAGAUUUGACCCAUGUCCUGAAGCCAGGGAGAAGCUCCGUGAAAUCUGCCAUCAUAUAGAACAUGAGAAGACUAUAGCCAUAGCAAAGGGCCACGUGAGGCCCCUAAUACUGAAGAAUUACACAACCAUCCACAAGUCGCCAUCUCAGGCCUUGAAAAGAGCUUCUGUCUCCCAAGUAGCCUCUGAGAUCAGACGUUCAAAAGGGAAAAAGUUAUUCUUCUCUCUUCCUGAUGGAACAUCACUGAUUUAUUACCCAUCCGGAAAUAUUGCAGUUUUCCAAUUUCCCAUAUGCUGCAUAGGAAAGACAAUCACCUUUCUGUUUCAGGAUGGUCCAAGUCAAACGCUUUUAGGCAUGUUUACCCAGGGUCAAUCAUGUGUAUGCUAUUCCUUUAAAGCAAGCUUUUCUGUGGCAUUGCUGAUGAAUCAGGAAGGCGGGAUUGUCAGAGACAAAAAUGGCCUUUUAACCCACUGCUGGAACUGGUAUUCCAGAAAUCAAGUUCUACAGUCAUUAGAUUUUCAGAUAAAUGAACAGUUAAAAUUAAAGGUUCUCAGCCAAAAUUCCAUGACAGUUACUUUUACUGCCAUGAAUGAAAACAUCACCUUAUCUUUGGUAAGACCUGGAUGUCUGCAUGGAGGCAAGGCUGAUAAGCAGUUGACUUUAAAAACCAUUGAAACUGAUGAGAAACACUGGAGAAGAAGCCUUAUAGAGAUUAAGAGGAGGUUUGAGAAAACAGUGAGACAAUUUAUAAACAGUGUUUUGAUGUUUUCAGGAAUAUGCUGUAUAGAUUAUCCACUUGAAUUUCGUACUUCAAAGCCUGUGAGGUUUAUAAAGAUGGACUCACCGCUUCAGGCCUGGGAUCGAAAGCUAAGAGAAGAAGCUGUUAUUUCAGUUUCAGAAGCAAAAGGGAAGCCAGGUGUCAGGCCAAUGAGUGUAACCAGUUACCAGCCAUUUAAAAGAAAAUUUAGGCCUGCUUCGCGAGCCAAAGAGGAGACCCCAGCUAGAGAUGUAAGCCCUGUACUUGAGCCCUGGGCAAUUUCUCCUACUGAAUGUCCAGUUGUGUUGCACAAAAUUUUGACCAAAACCAAUGAUGGUUUAGGUUGCAGAUGUAUAGUGAAAAUCCCACUAAUUAUGGACUUGGAAUUUGAAAAGUUUAUCGCUGCCCCAAGAAACCCUCAUCAAGUCAUUGUGAUAUGUGUGUUGUCACCACAAAAUCAUCCGUACUCUCGUUUCUUUGAGUGGUCUGUUGAAAAGUUGUAUGCACAGAUGCAGCAUGGCCGUCCCUCACCUUGUGUUCAGAGCAAACAUGAUCCCUACCGUUUCCUGAAAUAUGAUCUAGAAAACCCACUGAACAAAAAGCCUCCUCUUCUGGUGCAGAAACAUGGUGUCAUUCCUGGAAUGGUGGUGAUGUAUGCCGGAGGGAAGCUGCUCUUUGGGAGCUGUGUUUUCAACGGAUACAGCUACAGUAAGAGGGAUCUGCUGAAACAGAUCAACCAAGUUUGCCUUGACUGCAGAAGAGGUCACUUCCUGCCACAGAGUUUCAAAUUUAGGUAA
Candoia aspera is the source of this 2373-nucleotide messenger RNA. RefSeq names its product chromosome 2 C3orf20 homolog (gene FAM194C). The coding region runs from base 1 to 2373 and encodes 790 amino acids. The transcript is spliced from 13 exons. Lineage: Eukaryota; Metazoa; Chordata; Lepidosauria; Squamata; Candoiidae. The record is from RefSeq and is a predicted model, not a curated record.